This is a messenger RNA of Planococcus citri (citrus mealybug), 4063 nucleotides long. Its product is annotated as fatty acid synthase-like. Gene Ontology annotation, biological process: fatty acid biosynthetic process. The transcript is spliced from 20 exons. Gene Ontology annotation, molecular function: fatty acid synthase activity; oxidoreductase activity. Bases 95 to 3403 code for a protein of 1102 amino acids. Lineage: Eukaryota; Metazoa; Arthropoda; Insecta; Hemiptera; Pseudococcidae. The record is from RefSeq and is a predicted model, not a curated record.
UCAAGUAAAAACCUGCGAAUUACUUAGCCACGACCACGAUUCUGAAAUUGAAACUAUAUCAUCUAUAAUCUGGAAUUCACUGAAUAGUUUACCGAUGAUCCAGCCCGAUGUAACCAUCUUUAUAAGCUCUGAUCAAACGGCUGACAUUCAAGUGGCAAAAGAAAUUACCGUAUCGAAUGAAAAAUUACCUAACGAUAAAAGCUGCUCGCUGAUCGCUUUGUCAGAUAUAUGCAACAAAAUUGACAUGCUUGAGAAUGUACGCCAAGCAUUAAAAGACAAUGGAUUUAUCAUCACGAAAGAAUCUGCCACCAACGACAUCAACUCUUACGAAAAAUUGGGAUUUAAUGUUUGCUUCAGUCGUAAGAUCAAUGCUACAGAGAGAAUACUCCUUUUGAAUAAAUCGGUGAAAAAUGAAUCAUCUUACAAAACUGCCAAACUAGAAAGUGACUCGUACACUUGGGUAUCAAAUAUUCAAAACGAACUAGCAACUAUCGACUCGGAACGGAACGAGAAAUUGAUCAUUUAUGCCGAAAAAGAUCCGAAAAAUGGAAUACUUGGAUUCUUCAAUACUUUAAGAAAAGAAGAAAAAGGAAUGAAACUUAGAUGUAUUUAUACGUUGGACGACAAAGCGAUCGAUUUUUCAUUGGAUCACUCAUUCUAUAAAGAUCAACUGGAUAAAGAUUUAUGCCAAAAUGUUUUCAAGAAUGGACAGUGGGGUACGUAUUGCCAUUCGCCGACUGAACCAGUGAACUUUAUAGAAUCAACAAAUGCACUGUGUAUUCAAGAAGAACGUGGUAAUUUCUCAUCAUUCAAAUGGAUCGAAAGAUCAGAUCUUGACACAGAAGAAAAUCCCCACCAAAAUUCCAUUCGUGUAUAUUAUAGUAGUCUAAAUUUCCGAGAUGUUAUGCUAACAAGUGGGAGAAUUUCAGUGGAAGAUCUGCCUUUCUAUAAUCGAUUAGAGGAGUGCCACCACGGUUUUGAAUUUUCCGGAAAAGAUGGUAAUGGAACACGCUGGAUUGGUGUAGUAGAAAAAGAAGCGUUAGCAAGCGUUGUUCGACCUCCCGUUGACUGGAUAUGGAAAGUACCAGAUUAUAUGACGCUGGAAGAAGCAGCCACCAUUCCUGCCAUAUACACCACAGUAGUCAUGGCCUUCUACUUCAAGGCGAAUUUGCAAAAAGGAUGUUCAGUACUCAUACACGCAGGUAGUGGUGGAAUUGGUCAAGCGGCAAUCAACAUAUGUCUUCAUCACGAAUGUGAGAUAUUUACUACCGUCGGCACACCCGAAAAAGUACAGUUUAUACGAAAAACAUUCCCUCAAAUUCCAGAGAGUCACAUUGGUAACUCGAGAGACACAUCUUUUGAGCAGUUAAUAAUGCAGCAAACAAAUGGACGUGGAGUGGACGUAGUUCUGAAUAGUUUGGUUGAGGAAAAAAUGCAAGCUUCUGUACGUUGCUUGGCCCCGUUUGGGCAUUUUAUAGAGAUAGGAAAAUAUGAUAUGCUCAACAAACAUUCAUUAGAUUUGGAGCAUUUCAUAAACAACAUAACAUUUCAUAGUAUACAAUUAGACUUGGUUGUGCGAAGUAACAGGCAACUGGCACUCGCAAUUCGGAAUAAGUUGGUAGAGCUUUUUGACCAAGGAGUAAUAAAACCAAUACACAGAACAAUUUUCCAAGCCGACGAAGUGGAAUCAGCCUUUAGAUUCAUGGCAGCAGGAAAACACAUGGGCAAAGUUCUCAUAAAAAUGAAUGACGAGGAGAACGACAUAGAAGGCAAACCAACUUUGAUACCCAAGAAGUGCCAGCCUCAAGUUUAUUGUCCAAAAUAUACCUCCCAUGUUAUUGCAGGAGGUCUAGGUGGAAUGGGAAUGGAGCUCGCUGAUUGGUUGAUCUUGAGAGGUGCUCGCAAUAUUGUAUUAAGCUCAAGAACAGGAAUCAAAAAUGGUUACCAGUCUUAUCGUAUCAAAUUAUGGCGUUCAUACGGAGUAAAAGUAAUAAUAUUCACAGAAGAUGUGACAAAGGAAACAGGAGUAAAGAAUUUACUCCAGACAGCUAAUGCAUUAGGGCCAGUAGAAGGGAUUUUCAAUCUCGCAGUGAUCCUUAAAGAUGAUCCAUUCCUUAAACAAACUGAGGAAAACUUCCGUUUGACAAACGAGCCGAAGGCAAUCAUAACAACGCAUCUGGACAACUUGAGCAGAGAAAUGUGCCCACAUUUGAAAUACUUCGUCGCAUUUUCCAGUGCUGCUUGUGGUUUGGGUAACCCAAACCAGAGUAACUACGCUUAUACUAAUUCUGUGAUGGAAAGGAUAUGCGAAAUCAGGCAUGCAGAUAAUUUACCCGCUUUGGUAAUUCAAUGGGGAGCCGUUGGGGAUGUUGGUAUUGUAGCAGACUUAACCGAACAGAUGGCAGGAACCGAAAUCACAAUUUGUGGAACAAAGCUACAAAAAAUUAAAUCCUGUUUGGAGACACUCAAUAUGUUCAUGAUAGAAUCUCGUCAUCUCAUUGUGUCUAGCGUGGUAGUUGCUGAAAAAAAGCGAAUUGAUACAGAUAUUGUAACCGCAGUUGCAAAUAUAUUAGGUAUCAAAGACCUGAAGACUAUAAAUCCAUUAUGGACAUUCCCAGAACUUGGUGCAGAUUCGAUUUUGGGAAUAGAGGUGAAACAAGUUCUCGAAUUAGAAUUCAAUGUAAUUUUCAGUGUAGAAGACCUACGAACUAUGACCUUUGUAAAAUUAUGUCAAAUGAAAGAAGACAAAGAAAAUUCACUGAAAACAGGUAAAAAAAUUAGAACACAACUGCAAAUCUUUAUGGAUGAAAUACUUGCAAAUAAGUCCAUUCGUCGCUUGCCAAUCGAUGAAAACGAUAUUGAAAAGCCAAUUGUGUUCAAUGAACAUCCAACAACUUUCAUUUUUCCUGGAGUAGAAGGAUUAGCUGUUUCAAUGCAAUCAUUGGCCAAAACAUUACCAGGGCAAGUGCUAUGUUUCCAGUACCAUUUUGGUGAAGUUGCAGACUUCACCUUGAAUGAAUUACGUGAUUAUUUUGCCAAAUACAUGCUGGAAAAUUUCAACUUGGACAGAGAAUUUUGCAUAAUUGGUCACAGUUUGGGUGGACUAUUUGCUUUAGAAGUGGCUGAUAUUUUAGAAAAGCAGAGAAAAAGAGGAUACCUCUAUUUGAUAGAAUCUUCUCCAUUAUAUAUGGUAAACCUCCCGACCAGAGAAGACGUAAAAGAAAGGUGCUCCAAUAAUGAACUAUUGGAAAUGAACAUAUGCUCAAGUAUUAUGUCAACAUUUUCACCCACAACACCGACGGAAGAAUUCAUUAAGUCGAUCAAAAAAUUGGAUGGUUGGCAAUCGAAGAAAAAAUUAUGUUUGUCAUUACUACCAUCAGGGAUGACAAAUGAAAUGCGAUGAAUCUGUUGCUUGAUAGAAUUUACACAGUGUGCAAAGCAGGACGUGAUCACCGAAUUCCUCAAGUAUCACUCGAAUCAUCGGGCAUUCUGAUAAGAUGUGUGAAAAAUCCACUGGAUGAUGAUGAUGCUUAUGGCUUAUCAGAGUAUUUCAAGAAUCCGAUGCAAGUUUAUAAAAUUGAUGCAGGACACAACACAAUUUUGCAUCAUGCAAAAACUUCAGAAAUUCUAAUGGAAUCUCCAUUGUGGAAAAAAUAAUCAACUGGCAGAUUUUUUAAAAAAAAAAAAAAAAAAAAUUCCAGAAAACUGUUUACCUACCUAAUGUAGUUUUUUCACAACACUAAAGAGUUCCUUUGAGAUUUUUCAUGAACUAAAAAAUACAAGUACUUACUGCAUUAAUUUUGUUUCAAUAGACCGGUGUUGUUGAAAUGUUGAGCUAGUAAGUCAAGCAGUAAAUUGAUUGAGCUAGAAAAAAAUUAAAUCUUUAAAAUAGGUACAAAACACGUCACUUACCAUGCUGAAGCAUUCAAGCAGAAUCUAAAGCUGCAUUAAUGAGCUCUCGACUGAAAUCAUAGAAAGAUAUGAUGAAUUUUAAUUAUGCAGUUCAUUUAAGUAUAGACUUCUGUAAUAAUUAUAGGUACAUUAUUACUUACUACAUUAUAGA